CGUUUCGACUUAAAUAACCACCGUGUUUAAUUACAAAAUUACAUUUACAUCUUCUUAAAAGUAUUGAUUAUUGCUUUAUCUGUGAAUUCGAAUAAAUUAUUAAGCAUUUGAGAUUAAAUUAGCGUUUUCAUUAAAAUCUUAAUGGUGUAUUGUCUCAGUACAAAAAAAUCUAACAAAACAAACGUUUAAUUUACUACCUAUAAAAAAGGAGAUAAAAGGAUUACAAAUAAAUACCUUGUGACUGUGUGUGAUCCUAGAUAAACUAUAUUAAUCACAUCUGCUCAAUUAAAUUAGGUCAGAAGCUAAAUAACAGAAGGGAAAAUAUUUGAUAUCAUAAACUAUGGCUUCUAUUUGGAUACAAAAUUUAUCUCUUUAUAAAGUCAAAAUUUUUCGUAUCCCACUUCUAUUAAACGAACGAUACCACCAUGGAGUGCAUACCUAAGUACAAACCUAUAAAGAGAAUCAGAAAGAACCUGUUUGAGCCGCCGCCGUACUGUAAAACGUUCGAUCGAAAAAUGGCAUUAAAACAUUCCGCAUGUAUCCCUGUUAAACUUGAAGUUUCUGAUCCCUCUAAGAUAUUACAACUGGUUGAAACAAUGAAUGAUGCCAACUCUAAAGGUUUAGAGAAAAAAAUAAAUAGAUAUCUUCAAAGAGAAACUGAAUCUCAGCUGGUUUUUUUAAUUGGCAUAAUGCUAAAUGAAGCAACAAUACAGGUCGUUGGUCCUGAAAAGAUUGACAGAAGAAAAUGUAAACUUUCCGAAGAUGUUGUAGAAAAUUUGUGUUCAGAAUCUCUCGAUUAUUAUACAAUGGAGAAUUUGAAUCAGGUGUUUCAAACAAUGAUUUUGGGAAUUACAGGGACAGAUGAUUUUAAGUCGGUUAUUGUUCCUAUUUGUGGUAAAACACAAUCAGGUCCUGCUGUAGUUUUAGCAUGUAUAAUAAAUCCGAAAAAAGAGACUGAAUUCUGUGUGAAAUUGGUCAAUGAAACGUUUAAAUUUUGUUUAACGGUCUUAUUAAAUACAACAGCCUCUGAAGAAGAAUCUAGAGCUCGACAAGCAUGUCAAACGCUUUUGGAUGUAGCGAAAAAGCUGUUUCAACAUUUAGACGAUUUUGAUGAUCUUCUCAGAGAAAUUAUGGUGGAAGCGCGGAAUCUAGUCAAUGCUGAACGGUGUUCGUUAUUUUUAAUCGAUAGCAGUGGGGAGAAUCUAGUCGCUAAAGUGUUUGAUGGUAGCAGUGAGGGUGUUGAUGUGAAAAUAUCCAAAAAUAUGGGUAUAGCCGGUCAUGUUUAUAAAACUGGAAAACUUAUGAAUAUCACGGAUGUUUAUCACAAUCCAUUCUUUUAUAAAAAACUUGAUGAGAUGACUGAUUUUCGUACGAAAAAUAUUUUAUGUUUUCCGAUACGAGAUGAAAAAGGAAUCAUAGGUGUUGCUCAACUUUGUAAUAAAAAAGACGGAACCUUUACCGUAGACGAUGAAGAUGUCGCGAAGUCUUUUAGUGCUUAUUGUGGUUUGGCAAUAAUGCAUAUGAUAGCGUAUAAACGAAUGCAAGAAGCUCAAAUAAAGACUCAAUUAAGCAAUGAAUUAAUGAUGUAUCAUAUGAAAAUCGACGACGAUAUGUUUAAGAAAUAUCUUAAAUGUAAAAUUAAAACGACGAAAUUUCCGACGUUCGACGAAUUUAAUUUCUUGCCUAGACAAAUUGAUUAUAAUGAUAGUCCGUGUUACACUAUUGAAAUGUUUAAAGAUUUGAAUCUUGUUGAAAAGUUCGGAAUUAAAAUGGACUUGUUGACAAGAUUUAUUUUGUACGUUAUGAAAGGAUACAGGGAUACGCCGUAUCAUAAUUGGAGACACGCUUUUAGCGUUACGCAUUUCGCUUACACGUUAAUUAAGAAAUGUAAGUUAAUUGAGAAAAAUUUCCUUACACAUUUGGAAGCGUUGGCUCUUCUAACAUCAUGUUUGGGGCAUGACGUUGAUCAUCGGGGAACAACGAACGCUUUUCAAUUGAAAAUUGGAUCUCCUUUAGCAAAUUUGUAUUCGAGUGAAGGUUCCGUUAUGGAAAGGCAUCAUUUAUCACAAACAAUUUGCAUUUUAAAUACUCAAAAAUGUAACUUUUUAGAAUGUCUUGAUAAUCAAAGUUAUGAACUUUGUAUAGAUUAUAUCAAAGAUAACAUUUUAGCAACAGAUUUAGCAAAUCAUUUCAAAAUUUACCCCGAAUUAGAACAAUUUAUUGAUGAUAGAUUCAUUAAGGAACAAAUGGACCACCGCAGACUUCUUUUUUCACUUAUAAUGACUUGUUCUGAUUUAUCAGAUCAAACGAAAGGUUUUAAAACAUCUAAAGAGGUCGCCCAACUUGUCUACGAAGAAUUCUUCAAUCAAGGCGAUUUAGAAAAGAAAAUGGGUAAUAAACCUUUAGAUAUGAUGGAUCGGGAAAAAGCUUCGAUUCCCGAUUUACAAAUUCAAUUCUUAGAGGAUGUUUGCCUCCCAGCUUAUAAUGUUCUAGCUCAUUUAUUUCCAAAAACAUUAUGUUUUCUUGAUAUUUUACAAGAAACCAUAACUUAUUGGGAAGCGUCGAAAACCGUUUUUGAGAUGCAUGCAUUAAGGGGACAACGUUCCUUCGAUAUAUUAAUGUGUCCAACGCUUGAAGAUGAAAUUGAGGAAAUUUUGCAUCCUCCUGAAGAAAUCGAGGAGGAAAUAUGUCAUGAUGAUGUACCAUAUUCGUUUGAUCAAGAUCCGAGUACCGCAUGAAUUAUUAUUUAUUACACCGUUAAAACGUUAAGUUUUAAGACAUGGUUGUGCAUUUGAUGAUGGUUACCUGUUAAGUAUAUUUAAAAAGAAAAAAAAAUAUAAAGUUGUAACUGAGUGAUAAGAGUAAUAAUAAUAAAAUAAAUGUUUUUAGCACUUUUUGAAAGUUACGUUAUGUUGUUUUAAUUCUUAGAUCUAGAUUAUUUAUUAGAUCUCUCUAUUAAUGAUGUUGAAAAUUAAAGUAUUGGAUGUUUUA
Messenger RNA from Onthophagus taurus, 2991 nucleotides. Its product is annotated as cGMP-dependent 3',5'-cyclic phosphodiesterase-like. NCBI's taxonomy places the organism in Eukaryota, Metazoa, Arthropoda, Insecta, Coleoptera, Scarabaeidae. The record is from RefSeq and is a predicted model, not a curated record. Gene Ontology annotation, biological process: signal transduction. Gene Ontology annotation, molecular function: 3',5'-cyclic-nucleotide phosphodiesterase activity; protein binding.